AUGAAGCCGAAGAAUUAUUCUCCGAUGGAGAAACCCAUCUCCGUCGUGACUGGGAAAUUCCGAAGCGGCAACAACCAUAGUAACGUCUGGUUCGUUGUCCCUCUCUUCAUUAUUCUCUGUUUCAUUCUCCUCUGUUUCGACUACUCUGCUCUCUACAUCACCGACACGGAGGAUGCCGCUUACUCCUCUUCCGACACAACCCAGAAAUCAGUUUCUCGUGAAUCCACGAAAGAAGUAAACUUUUCUCGAUUACUGGACGACCCACUUCCUGAUUCCUGCUCCGGUCGGUACAUCUAUCUCCACGAUCUUCCUGGUAGAUUCAAUAGUGAUCUGCUUCAGAGUUGCAGUUUGAUUACCAGAGGAACCGAGAAUAACAUAUGUCCGUAUCUCAAAAACUUUGGUUUCGGUCCUGAGAUUCAGGAUCCCGACAAUGUGCUGUUGAAAGAGAGCUGGUUUUCGACGAAUCAGUUUAUGCUCGAAGUGAUUUUCCACAACAAGAUGAAGAAAUACACUUGUUUGACUGCUAAUUCGUCUCUAGCGUCUGCGGUUUUCAUUCCCUUUUACGCAGGUAUCGAUAUGAGCAGGUAUCUCUGGGGUUUCAACAUCUCUGUAAGAGAUUCUUCGUCACACGAGCUGAUGGAUUGGCUUGUGAAACAGAGAGAGUGGAGUCGGAUGUCCGGAAGAGACCACUUCUUUGUUGCAGGAAGGAUUGCUUGGGAUUUCAGGAGACAGACUGAUAACGAAUCAGACUGGGGAAGCAAGCUCAGGUUCUUACCAGGGUCGCAAAACAUGUCGAUGAUGUCCAUCGAAUCGAGUUCCUGGAACAACGAUUACGCUAUCCCUUACCCCACCUGUUUCCAUCCUUCAUCUGUGGAUGAGAUCUCGGAGUGGCAAGACCGGAUGAGGUCUCAAAAACGAGAGUACCUUUUCGCCUUUGCGGGAGCUCCAAGACCUGAGUAUAAAGACUCGGUUCGAGGGAAGAUUAUAGAUGAAUGUUUGGAGUCAGAUGAUCAAUGUUACUUGUUAGACUGUAACUAUGGGAAAGUGAAUUGUGAUAACCCUGUCAAUGUGAUGAAGGUUUUCAGGAACUCGGUGUUUUGUCUUCAGCCACCGGGAGAUUCUUACACGAGAAGAUCCAUGUUUGAUUCGAUAUUGGCGGGUUGCAUCCCUGUGUUCUUCCAUCCGGGGACAGCUUACGCUCAGUACAAGUGGCAUUUGCCCAAGAACCACAAGACUUACUCGGUUUAUCUACCAGUUAAGGAUGUGAAGGAGUGGGAUAUCAAAAUCAAGGAGAAGUUGCUUGAGAUUUCAGAGGAAAGAGUUGUGAGAUUGCGAGAGGAGGUGAUAAGGUUGAUACCCAGUGUGGUUUACGCUAAUCCGAGCUAUGGAUCAGAAGGGAGUGAAGAUGCAUUUGAGCUGGCUUUGAAGGGAAUGUUAGAGAAGAUUGAACAAGUGAGAGAGAUGAUGAGACAAGGCAAGGAUGGUGGUGAAGGGUUUGAUGAUAGAGAUGAUUACAAGUAUACAUUUUCUCCAUAUGAAGCUCAAGUUUUGACAUAAAGAUGAAAUUAUGUCAUUGUGUCUUUUUAGUUUAUUUAGGUAGAGAUGCAACUUGUUUGCUCUAGAGUGAAAACAAGAAAGAACAAAUAAAAGAAAAGCU
This is a messenger RNA of Eruca vesicaria subsp. sativa (arugula), 1657 nucleotides long. Lineage: Eukaryota; Viridiplantae; Streptophyta; Magnoliopsida; Brassicales; Brassicaceae. The record is from the annotation of a GenBank genome assembly.